AUAAGUUUGAUAUUCCUAGAACAGGAAAGAACGCCCCGUCUACACUUGAAGCUGUUCUACUUAAUCAUUUGUGUCGUGCAAAGGGUUACGGUGAAGUUUUGGCAAGACUGUUGAAAGAAAUUCAUGUUAUGAGUGUUUCACUGGAAGAAUUUUUGGGAUUUUAAGAAAAAAUAAGUGAUCAGAUUUCUGCAUUUUGCAAUGGACAAGGGGGGCCUCUCCACCGCUUCCAAGCAAUUAGAAGAGUGCUCGGUUGCCAAUUCAUGGAGUACAUGGAUAUUUUCUGCAGCAGGAGCUCUGUUGGCAAUUCCAGUUGGAAUCAAGAGAAAGUCACUGGGACCACUUGUUUUUUUUGGUACAACAGGUAUCAUGCUUGACAUAUUAGUUGGCAUAAAUGCCUGUGAAAGAGAGUUUGCAGAACGCCAAAAGUUGCUGGAUUCUCAAAAUUCUGAAAGUCAUUCUGAAACAGUGGAUGGAAGAAAAUUAGAAUAAUCAAACUGUGGAUGCUGGUUACCAAUAGAUGCUUGUCUCUAUUUUGACUGCUGCAAGAUCCAAAUAAUAAGUUUUUGAGUACAGAAAGAAUAGCUGCAGAUUGUAAAUCUGUCAGGAUCACUGACAUAUAAUUGGUAUCUAAGAAAAUGAUGUGUGAAGAAAACUAUCUAAAGGGAAAUUGAACACAUUUGCUUCUGCGAGCGUGUUUUUUUCAAGUUAUUCAUGUUUAUCGUUCAACCAUGUCUGUGUACAGAGUGAUGAUUCUGUAUAUGGUUUGUGUUGAAGGGGUGAUUGUUUGGUUCACAGAACAUGUAUCUGGUGGAAAGGAUGCAUCAGAUAGGAUAUAAUGUAAGAUGGCAGCUAUACAAGAGCUUAAUGUGGGGAAUGCAUAUUCGAGUGCCGAA
Molecule: messenger RNA, 893 nt
Organism: Cryptomeria japonica (Japanese cedar)
Lineage: Eukaryota; Viridiplantae; Streptophyta; Pinopsida; Cupressales; Cupressaceae
Exons: 2
Coding region: 199-489 (96 amino acids)
Source: RefSeq, a predicted model, not a curated record